Molecule: messenger RNA, 1206 nt
Organism: Trachymyrmex septentrionalis
Lineage: Eukaryota; Metazoa; Arthropoda; Insecta; Hymenoptera; Formicidae
Exons: 3
Coding region: 1-1206 (401 amino acids)
Biological process (GO): sensory perception of taste
Cellular component (GO): membrane; dendrite; neuronal cell body
Source: RefSeq, a predicted model, not a curated record
AUGAAGAAAUGGCGGCUUUUUCAAGCCACGGACUUUCAAUCCUUAAUGUAUCCGUGCUUCAUCUUUUGCCGCAUUCUUGGAAUAUUUCCAUACAAGCUGAAUGCUUCGAUCUUCAAAUUAUCUAAAUCGUGUUGCGUGGUGUCAAUUUUCAUUAUCUGUAUGAUUUGCUAUAUGCAAUUCAAGUUUCUCUAUUUUCUUAGUUAUGGGAAAAAGUAUAUUUCAGACGUACCCUCAACUCUUCACGGUAAUUGCUACUUUUUAUGUAGCAGUUUUAUAACGAUUGUCACGCACGUCUUGACCAGUCCACGAAUGCGAUUGCUGCAGACGAUAAUGGAUAUCUCUUCAAAACUACCUUCGAAGACAUAUAAGAAAUUGUCUAAACUGAUCCACACAAAAGAUAUCUUUAGUUUUUUUUCCUUUUUUAUGUUAUUAACGAUAUGUUACUACAAGCUGAGUUUUGACUUUAAAUUCCUGUUAUAUACGAUAUACGUCAGUUUAGUGGUAUUUCAGAUGGAUAUGCUGUACAUGAAUUGUGUUUGUAUAUUAAAAGCUUGUUUUAAGAGAAUCAACGAUAAUCUUGCGAAUCUUCGUGAACCCGUCAUGGAGGAUAUGCCGCAUGUAUUUAGCCAGAUAUAUCAACAACGAAAUCCAUUCCUACUGAUGGAACUCAAAGCUCUGGAAAAGCAGUAUCUAAUGAUCAGCAACACAGUGCAGAUGUUGAAUUUGACCUUCAGUUUGCAGCUUCUUUCUUCGAUAAUCCUAACUAUUUGCGAAGUUACUUUCAUCUUGUAUUUCUACAUCACGCAGUGGUGCAUUUCUACAUUACGCAAUGAUGAUGAAGACUUUGUAAACAAAAUGUAUAAAGAUUUUUGGUACUGCUAUUUCCUGAUAUCUAUAAUAUAUCAAUUUUUAAAAAUGGCCUCGAUCAUAUGGGCCUGCGAGACUGGCAAGAAUCAAGCUCUUGAAAUCGGCACUACUGUUCAUAUUGUAUUUAACAGCAUUAACGAUGAAAACGUGAAAGACGAGUUACAACUGUUUUCUUUGCAAAUAUUGCAUCGCGAAAGUAUAUUUUCAGCAAAGGGUAUCAAUAUAGACGCAACUCUUCUUGUUGCAAUUGUCGGUAACAUUAUUACGUAUGUGUUAAUCUUACUACAGUUCCUGGUAAUGUCAAGUACUUGCGAAGGAAUCAAUAUAUUACGCGGAUAG